Mangifera indica (mango) is the source of this 1774-nucleotide messenger RNA. RefSeq names its product cytochrome P450 CYP82D47-like. The record is from RefSeq and is a predicted model, not a curated record. The transcript is spliced from 2 exons. Gene Ontology annotation, biological process: defense response to other organism. Bases 40 to 1752 code for a protein of 570 amino acids. Gene Ontology annotation, molecular function: monooxygenase activity; iron ion binding; heme binding. NCBI's taxonomy places the organism in Eukaryota, Viridiplantae, Streptophyta, Magnoliopsida, Sapindales, Anacardiaceae.
AAUUAAUUAGAAGACUCAGUAAUAGGCUAAUGGCUAACCAUGGAGCUUCUUCCUCUCUUCCCAACUGCAGUUACUGGUUUCUUUGCAUUUCUAUUCUUCCUGUAUUCUUUGUUAUGGAUAUCAAAACGUGUUCACAAAAAUUCAAGCAACAAUGUUGCGAUACCAGAACCUGGCGGUGCAAAGCCUUUGAUUGGCCACCUCCAUCUCUUAAGAGGCUCAAAACCUGCACAUAUAACACUGGGAAACAUGGCUGACAAGUACGGUGCGAUCUUCAUGAUCAGGAUGGGUAUGAAUCGAGCUUUGAUUGUAAGCGAUUGGGAGAUUACUAAAGAGUGUUUUACUAUCAAAGAUUUAGUCUUUUGCAAUCGCCCGAAAUCUCUAGCCGCAGCGAUCGUGGGCUACAACUAUGCUAUGAUGGGUUUCAGUCCUUAUGGUCCUUACUGGCGCCAAAUCCGCAAGAUAGCUACGCUAGAACUUCUCUCAAACCACCGCCUGGAAAGGCUAAAAAAUAUCCGAGAAUCUGAAGUGAAGGCGUCUGUCAAAGAAAUAUAUGAUCUAUGGAUGAAGAACAAAGGCAGUACAACAAAGGAACCGGUGUUGGUGGAGCUGAAGAGAUGGUUUGGCAAGAUAACAUUGAACGUUGUGCUAAGGAUGGUUGUAGGAAAAAGCUUCGUGGGGGGUACAACAAAGGAAGAGAGUGAAGAGAAUGAACGUAGCAAAGAGGCGAUAAGGAAAUUUUUCGAAUUAAAUGGGGUAUUUCCACUUGCAGAUGCACUGCCGUUUAUGAGGUGGGUCGAUUUAGGAGGACAUGAGAAGGCGAUGAAGAAGACUGCAAAAGAACUUGAUGAAGUUAUGGAAGGGUGGUUAAAGGAGCAUAAGCAGAAGAGAAGCACAGAUGAGGUGAAAGGUGAGAAAGAUUUCAUGUACGUGAUGCUUUCCCUUCUUGAUGAAGCUCAAGAGCUUCCUAGUUAUGAUGCCGAUACCAUCGACAAAGCUACCUGUCUGGCUAUGAUAUUGGGAGGCACAGACACAACUACUGUUACACUCACAUGGGCUGUGGCUUUACUUCUCAACAACCGUCGUGCCUUGUAUAAAGCCCAAAACGAAUUAGAUACCCACGUUGGUAGGGGAAGGCUAGUGCAGGAAUCAGAUAUUAAAAACUUGGUCUACUUCCAAGCUAUCCUAAAAGAAACAUUACGUCUGUAUCCUGCAGCCCCACUGGCUGUGCCACAUGAAUCCUUAGAAGACUGCAGCAUUGGUGGGUACCAUGUGCCAGCCAGAACGCAGCUUAUAGUCAAUCUGUCAAAGCUUCAUCGAGAUCCCAAAGUUUGGUGCAAUCCUGGCGAGUUUCAACCCGAAAGAUUUCUUACCACCCAUAAAGAUUUCGAUGUCCGGGGCCAGAAUUUUGAACUGUUGCCAUUUGGUAGUGGAAGAAGAGUGUGUCCGGGGAUCUCUUUUGCUCUUCAAGUUAUGCAACUCACACUUGCUAAUUUGCUGCAUGGAUUUGAGUUUGCAACCCCAAAUGGUGAACCAGUUGACAUGGUUGAAGGAAUUGGUUUGACAAACCUGAAGGCCUCCCCCCUUGAGGUCCUUCUCACAUAUAUGAAUAAAUGGGCUAUUGGUUUGUGGUCUUAUGUGUCUCUUCAUGCUUGUGGUGUCAGGUUUAUGCAAUUUGGGACGCUUUUAUCUUGUACUAUACUGAAAUUGAAAUGGAUUGGUUCUGUAGUGUCACAUAAUAUUAUUGGAAAGUAAUUUUCCAGAUCCUUUGAAUUCA